AUGGGCCCGCCAAGAGUACAGUUCAUUGUCCUAUCAUCCAAUAGCCCUGAAGAGGCUGCCAGAUCAGCUUCAAAGCAACGGAAACUGGUCCACUCGCACGCUGCUCGCACGGCGCACGCCAAGGCAAGGCGUCUCCGAACAAUACACUACCAAGCCCAGAAAGCCUCCAUCAAGCAAAGUGGUUCAGUCGGAGAUUGCAUCGAGCAAGGCCCCCUGAAGGAACUUCCCAAGGCCCAGCUGGUGAGCCUUCUGUCAGCGGAUCGAAGCGAUCCCUUCAUGAGCUUUGCGACACCCUUGAAACGUAUUGAGGAAAUGUUAUUUGAUCACUGUUUUGUGAGCGCUUGA
Messenger RNA from Penicillium alfredii, 345 nucleotides. RefSeq lists its product as uncharacterized. The record is from RefSeq and is a predicted model, not a curated record. Bases 1 to 345 code for a protein of 114 amino acids. Lineage: Eukaryota; Fungi; Ascomycota; Eurotiomycetes; Eurotiales; Aspergillaceae. The transcript is spliced from 2 exons.